Molecule: messenger RNA, 2438 nt
Organism: Hemibagrus wyckioides
Lineage: Eukaryota; Metazoa; Chordata; Actinopteri; Siluriformes; Bagridae
Gene: rbm22
Product: RNA binding motif protein 22
Exons: 11
Coding region: 80-1360 (426 amino acids)
Cellular component (GO): Prp19 complex; U2-type catalytic step 2 spliceosome; U2-type catalytic step 1 spliceosome
Molecular function (GO): U6 snRNA binding; metal ion binding; pre-mRNA binding
Source: RefSeq, a predicted model, not a curated record
UUUGGGUUGCGGCUUGUGAGCGACAAGCAAAAGGUGCCCAGAAGCAGGGGGGUAUUUUUUCAUCUUGCUGUAAUCGAAAAUGGCGACUUCCUUAGGUUCUAACACGUACAACAGACAGAAUUGGGAGGACUCUGACUUCCCUAUUCUCUGUCAGACAUGUUUAGGGGAGAAUCCAUACAUCCGAAUGACCAAAGAAAAGUAUGGCAAAGAGUGCAAGAUCUGUGCCCGUCCCUUCACCGUGUUCCGCUGGUGUCCGGGGGUCAGGAUGCGCUUUAAGAAGACGGAAGUGUGUCAGACCUGCAGUAAGAUGAAAAAUGUGUGUCAGACCUGCCUACUGGAUCUGGAGUACGGUUUACCUAUUCAAGUCAGAGACACAGGGAUAUCCGUAAAAGACGACAUGCCAAGAUCGGAUGUGAACAAAGAGUACUACACCCAGAACAUGGAGAGAGAGAUCGCGAAUUCGGAUGGUACGAGACCAGUCGGUGCUCUGGGCAAAGCCCCAGGGGCCAGUGACAUGCUGUUGAAGCUCGCCCGCACCACUCCGUACUACAAGAGGAACAGACCUCACAUCUGCUCUUUCUGGGUGAAAGGAGAGUGCCGGAGAGGAGAGGAGUGUCCUUACAGGCACGAGAAGCCCACUGACCCAGAUGACCCGCUGGCUGAUCAGAACAUUAAGGACCGCUACUACGGCAUCAAUGACCCGGUGGCUAAUAAGCUGUUGAAGCGAGCCUCCACCAUGCCUAGGUUAGACCCACCUGAGGACAAGUCCAUCACCACGCUGUACAUCGGAGGCCUAGCAGAUACCAUUACAGAUUCAGAGCUCAGGAAUCAUUUCUACCAGUUUGGGGAGAUCCGCACCAUCACCGUAGUGCAGAGGCAGCAGUGCGCCUUUAUCCAGUUUGCCACUCGUCAGGCUGCUGAGAUGGCCGCCGAGAAAUCCUUCAACAAGCUGAUCAUUCACGGCCAUCGCCUCAACGUCAAGUGGGGCAGGUCCCAGGCAGCACGAGGAAAAGAUGGUGAAAAGGAAGGCGUGACUGAAAGUGGAAUCAGACUGGAGCCUGUGCCCGGCCUCCCUGGAGCGCUGCCUCCACCGCCCGUCUCUACAGACGACAUCUCGGCCAACUAUUUCAACUUGGCGCCUAACACCGGUCCUGCAGUCAUGAAUUUAGGGAUCCCUCCUCCCCCAGGAGUAGCCAUGCCGCCACCUCCAGGUUUUGGCCCACCUAUGUACCCCUCUAUGGAUCCUAUGGCCCCUCCAAUGCCACCUCCAAUGGCCAUGAGGCCUCCAGGUCAGGUGCAUUAUCCAUCCCAAGAUCCUCUGCGUAUGGGUGCACAUGCCAGCCGCCACGGAGGCUCCUAGACCUGGAAGGAAGCUAUACCUUUCUGUAUGGAUACGUAUAGGAGUGACGAAGACUCUACCUUUUUUUUUUUUUUUUUUGCCAAUGCCCCACCCCCCCCUGUUUCUGGAGUCUUUUUAUAUCAGUAACCUUUUAUGAACUUGGUGAACUUGUUGUAGUGUUCCUACUGUUCUAGAAAUAAACAUCUAAACUAAUUAUAGCCAACUUAAAACAAUAGGACAUACCUCAUUUGUAAUGCUUUUAUAUUUGCAAUCAGAGGUUUCAGAAUGCGGAGAGGAUUUAGUUUUUGUUUUUUUUUGUUUUUUUAAUUGGAAGAAAGGUGGAGUUUUUCUUUUUCCAGUCCUGUGUAACAAGCAAAAGUAACUUGCAAUGACCAAUAAAUACCACAUGAGGCCAUUGCUGACUGCUCUUUUAGUCCAACCAAAGCAACAAAUGAUCAGUACUGAGAACGGAUUUGUCAAAUAAGAGACAUAACAAGAUGGAUCAAAUAUGCAUUGUUUAUAUUGUUUGUCUUGUAAUGGCUUCCUGCCUAAUCCUGCUUUCUGUACAUUUAUAUCUAGCUCUACAGCUCGAGUAGAAAAUACUCAGUGUCUUUAUUGGCUCAGUUUGCAGUUUAUAUCAUGACAUUUCAUGCAUGCUGAUGACGGUGUGCGUGUGCCGUGUUUGAAAUGCAGUUCUUCACCGCUUCCUGCUCAGAGGUCUCGGCCAUACGUUAAGCUGUCCAGCCUCUCGGGAUGCGGUUAAAGUUGGGCCGAGCGCACAUCCUCUCCCAGGUGAGUGUGGGCUCCGUGUAGGCCUGCAAGAGUUCAAAGCCAGGCAGAGGCAGGGUCCUGGUGCCACCUGACGUCCCUCCAAAUGGCAUCGGAGCUCUGUGAAAACAUCAGACCGUGACACAGCCUCAUUGGGGCUUUGAGGGUCAGUAGGAAUUUGGCUUGGUACGAGCUACAUCGGCACCACCCGUACAUCGCGAUGGCCUACACCACGAGAUGGAGUUUAGCAAUUCGGACUCUGAAAGCGUUGUUUCUUUGUUUAUCAUGUGACUGUCAUCUCGAAUAAAUUUCUUCCAUAUUUUGCAUGGGC